Molecule: messenger RNA, 2610 nt
Organism: Daucus carota subsp. sativus
Lineage: Eukaryota; Viridiplantae; Streptophyta; Magnoliopsida; Apiales; Apiaceae
Product: peroxidase 60-like
Exons: 4
Coding region: 1494-2276 (260 amino acids)
Biological process (GO): hydrogen peroxide catabolic process; response to oxidative stress
Cellular component (GO): plasmodesma; plant-type cell wall
Molecular function (GO): heme binding; peroxidase activity
Source: RefSeq, a predicted model, not a curated record
UAUAACAUCACAGAAAUUUAUAGAUGUAUUAUAGGUUGAAUUCUGAGUUCCCAAAAUGUAUAUUCGAGUUUUAACGAGCGGAACUCGAGCCGAACACAUUAAAUGAUCCGCUCGAGCUCGUUUGCCUAACGAACACAUUAAUGUGUUUGAGUUCUUAAUGAACCGAGUAAAACCGAGCUUUUAUCGAGUGAACAACUGCUCACUGUUACGAAAGUUUUAUUAGCCAUUGUUGUGGGUGCCUGAGAAGUCACAUAUCUUUUUUUUGUCGGAUAUGGUUCAAAACUUCCGUGUUGUUAUUAAAAAUACUAUUUCAGAGAUCAGAUAAUUAUCAGUAAUUAAUUAAUUUUGAAUUAUAAUGUAAAAAUAUAAAUCUUUUAUAAUGAAAUCUGUGACAAUUUUCCGCAAAAACUAUUAAAAAGCUUUUUAGAAUUUAUGGGAGACUAAAAACAACUUUUGGCUGUUGAGAAAAUCUACUUGUAUAUUUAUCAGAUAAUUUUCACUUUAUUUUCGAUAUAAAAUAUAGUGAUAGAUGUCUGUAACAUCAAUUAAUACCAAGCGGGAGUGCGGGACCUCGGUGUGCCUGCCUGCAUGGUGUAUGAGACUGCACCGGAGACCAUGUGACAAUUAUAUAAAUCUUAAACUAUAUCAACAAAAAAGAACUAUUAAGUUCUUAAAUUACCAAAUUUUCAAAUAUCUCAAAGUUGUUAAAUCAUCAAUUUUCAUUAAAUCUUGAGUGGUUAGAACAAGAACUUUGUCAUAUGAUCGUAUUAUGUUUCACAUAAGCUUUUACUAACAACGACUAUGAAAAUCAUUUACUCAUUUUCUAUUGAAAAAACUUAAGGGGAUCAACCGACGAUAAAGUCAUUUGAAUUAUACCAUUAUUGCUAUCCUCUGUUCUUAUAACAAGGAAAAUUCUUGUUCAUAGAAGUGGGUGUAUUUUUUUUUUUAAUUAGAAAAUGACAUGCGUUAAGAGACUCAUGUAUUCAGAGUAAAAUUUUACACCUAAAACACUACCCACAAUGCCCAAAAGAACAAGAUCGAACAAAAUCAACAAAAAUUGCAAAGAAUGAAGUACAUUACAUAAAUUAGUGCACAUACACCUCAAAAACAUUACAAAAUUGGUAUUACCAUGGACUUUGGAAGCCUAUGUAGCAAUUAACAAGUGCAAUUUGCUAAUAAACAAUUUGACAUAAGUACUCAAUUGUCAACCUUAAUUCCUAUAAAUGCUUGUCAUGCUAGACCCUGAAAAGAACACAAAACAAAGCUAAGAACCUCCAAUCUUCUUACAAUCUACUUAGUACAUACAACAAUGUCAGAAAUUCAGUCUGGCAUUAGCUCUGGCUCUCCUCUUCUUCAAAAGCUAUUGCUUUGGCGCCCUUCAGUAUGGCUUUUAUGACGCGAAAUGCGGAUCCUCUGACGUGGAGAACAUUGUGAAUGGCGUCGUUAACUCGUGGUGCAAUAUUGAUCCAACCAGGUCUGCUGCUCUGCUACGCAUGCAAUUCCAUGAUUGCUUUGUCAAGGGUUGUGAUGCAUCAAUCUUGCUAAGUGGAAGCGACAGCGAACGGACUGCGUUUCCAAACAGCGGUGUCCGGGGGUUUGACGUGAUCGAUGAAGCAAAGGCUGCUGUCGAAGCAGUGUGUCCUGGAGUAGUAUCUUGCGCUGAUAUAAUUGUUAUGGCUACUAGGGAUGCUGUUUCCUUUAGUGGUGGAGGAACAUACAACGUACAAACUGGCCGCCGGGAUGGCCUUGUAUCGCUUGCCUCAAACGUCGAUCUUCCGCCUCCAUUCAUCUCCGUAUCAGAUUCCAUCGCGGCAUUUGCAGCAAAAGGACUCAAUGUCACAGACAUGGUUUAUCUUCUCGGCGGUCACACUGUCGGUGUCGCACAUUGCUCAAGCUUCCAGGAUCGACUUUACAAUUUUAACCAAACCGGAGGACCUGAUCCAACAAUGAAUUCGGUGCUUUUAACCACACUGAGGCUCAGAUGUCCCCUGAAUUCUUCAGUUAACAAUACUGUAAACCUGGAUCAGGGUCUUCUAAGCUCUACAGUUGUUGACAAGUCUUUCUACCAGCAAAUACUACUAAACAAAGGCAUUCUUCAGAUUGAUCAGCAGCUAGCACUUGAUCCAUUAACCAAACCGAGGGUAACAUCUGUAUCGACUUCAAUGGACUUCCAAACCAGAUUCGGUGAGGCCAUGGUUAAGAUGGGUGGAAUCCAGGUUCUCACAGGCACCGACGGGGAGAUCAGGAGCUCAUGUCAAGUGAGAAACAGUAACUAAAGAAUCAGACACAGGAGAAGUUAUAGCGACACUUGUUAUUUUCCUAUUAUCGGUUAUUGUCUUUUAAGAGUCGUGCACAUGAUAAGUUACCGCGACCUAUGUAAAAUGUUGGUUGUGUUUAAAGUUUUGGUAAUUCGUUGCUCCUUAAUCUCGGGCUUAUUUAUCAUAUUAAUCAUCUGUUUUGGACAUAUUUAUAUAGAUUAUUGGAUCCCCUUUGAUAAAGGUGCAUCCCCUGUUGAUCUGUGCCUCGGGUGAUCUCCAUGAACAACAGCAGGAGAACCAUUUCUUCUGGCAAAUGCCUCGACUGCACCUGAAAACUUAUCUCUAAUCUCCC